This is a messenger RNA of Colletotrichum spaethianum, 1104 nucleotides long. Its product is annotated as G/U mismatch-specific uracil DNA glycosylase. The record is from RefSeq and is a predicted model, not a curated record. Gene Ontology annotation, molecular function: mismatch base pair DNA N-glycosylase activity. Lineage: Eukaryota; Fungi; Ascomycota; Sordariomycetes; Glomerellales; Glomerellaceae. Bases 1 to 1104 code for a protein of 367 amino acids. The transcript has a single exon. Gene Ontology annotation, biological process: base-excision repair, AP site formation.
AUGGAAUCCCCGUUCUUCAACGGAGAGCCCAAGUCCAAGGCCGCGACCUUUCAUGGGCGGCUGCGGCUGCAAGAAUACAUGUUCAGCUCGGCAGCAUCCACGCCACCUGGCGGAGUAGCAGCCGGAGCACCCACAACAGCCGCGACCCCAAGCCUCCAGUCCCCAUCCCCGGUGCCGCUCCGCCGCAGCCCCCGGAAGGCGACCCCACUCGGUCUCGUCCCGUCCCCGAACCGCGUCACCAAGCAACGCACCGCCGGCGCCGGCAGAACCACCAAACCCGUGGCGUCGACACCAGAAUCCCAGACGCCUCCGCCCCCGACCUCUAGUGUUCUCUCGCCGAAACCCGAGUGCCCAGACUCGGACUCCGCCGACCUCGCCCUCGUUCCCGCAACCACCGCCGCGCCCGUCCGGGACGCCGCCAAACCAAAACGCAAGCGCAAGGCAGCAGGCUACGCCCCGCCCUCGACCUACGCCCACCUCCCGCCUCUGACGGACAUCCUCGCCCCGGGCCUCCUGAUCCUCUUCGUGGGCCUGAACCCGGGCCUCCGCACCGCCGCCCUCGGCCACGCCUACGCCCACCCCUCCAACCUCUUCUGGAAACUCCUCCACUCGUCGGGCAUCACCCCACGCCUGUGCGCGCCCACGGAGGACCGCGACCUGCCGCACCUCUACGGCCUGGGCAACACCAACAUCGUCGCCCGCCCGAGCCGCAACGGCGCGGAGCUGUCCAAGGCGGAGAUGGACGAGGGCGUAGACGUGCUGGAGGCCAAAGUCAGGGGGUGCCGGCCCGAGGUGGUGUGCAUUGUCGGCAAGGGCAUAUGGGAGAGCAUCUGGCGGGUGCGGCGCGGGAGGGGGAUCCGGAAGGCGGAGUUCCGGUACGGGUGGCAGGACGAGGGGGAGAACAUGGGCGUCGUUGUCAAGGGGGAAGAGGAUGGUGGUGACGAUGCGUCGAACAAGGCCUGGGCUGGGGCAAAGGUGUUUGUUGCGACGAGCACGAGCGGGCUGGCUGCUACGCUCCGCCCGGCGGAGAAGGAAAAGAUCUGGAGGGAGCUGGGAGAGUGGUGUGAGAGGAGGCGGGCCGAGAUGAAAAUGGAUGCCUUGUGA